UUCAACAGAGACGCUUCACACAAAAACAGUGUGAAACAGACAAACAUGGCCAGCGAUCUGAGGAUUGUGCUUGUUGGAAAAACUGGAGCUGGGAAGAGUGCAACAGGAAACACCAUCUUAGGAAGAAAAGCUUUUGAAUCUAGUUGUUCUCCUCUCUCAGUGACACCACAGUGUCAGAAGGUCUCAUCUCAGUUUGAAGGUCAAACUCUGUCUGUAGUUGAUACUCCAGGUCUGUUUAACACCGCUCUACCUGAAGAGCAGGUGAUCAGUGAGAUUGCUAGAUGCAUCUCCUUUGCUGCUCCUGGUCCUCAUGUGUUCCUGGUUGUGAUCACUGCAUCCAGAUUCACCAAAGAAGAAGAAGAAGCAGUGAGACUCCUUCAGAAAAUAUUUGGAGAAGAAGCAACAGGUUACACUAUGGUCCUGUUCACCUUUGGAGACCACCUGGAGAUGGAUGAAAUCACCAUAGAAGAAUUAAUCAAUCAUUAUUCUGCUCUCAAGGACUUCAUCCGUCAGUGUGGUGGAGGAUAUCAUGUUUUUAACAACAGAGAAAAGGAGGAUCGCUCACAAGUCAGCAAGCUGCUGGAGAAGAUCAAGAGAAUGUUUUGGAGAAAAGGGGGAAGAUACUACACCAAUAAGAUGUUAGAAGAGGUUGUAAGAGCCACUGAGGCAACAAGAGAACGACUUCAGAGAGAAAACGAAAGUCUUACAGCUAAAGACGUGAGAGCUCUGACAGAGCAAUUAAAGGAGUAUAUUCAGGUUGUUAAAACACAUCAUGAAGCUAAUGCUCAUAGAGCUGCUGCUGAUAGAAAGUCCAGAGACUCUGAUACCAGAGAAGUAGCUGCUAAGUUUGGAACUACAGUGGGAAGUGCAAUGGGGGUUGCAGUGGGAGGUGCAGUGGUGGGUGCAGUGGGGGGUGCAUUGGGGGGUGCAUUGGGAGGUGCAGUGGUAGAUUUUGUAGGUAGUGACAUAGUUAAUGAUGCUAUUCAGAAAUAUAAAGUAUUGUUUGACUUUAUACUUCAGUUUAUACAAGCCAUAUUAGGAGUUUUUAUUUAAGGUUGUUAAAAAUUGUUUUUAGAUUGUUUUAGUAACAAACUGUUGUACAUUAACUGCAUAAAUUGGGAUCAUCUUCAUUUCAUGUAUUGUUUUUGGUUAUUAAUGAUGUGUUUAUUGGGAUUUUCUUGAAGUCUUCAUUAUGUUUAUAUAUGUGAUGUUUUAGUCAAUCAAAGUGUGAUAUUAAAGAACAGCAGA
Oreochromis aureus is the source of this 1248-nucleotide messenger RNA. Its product is annotated as GTPase IMAP family member 9-like. Lineage: Eukaryota; Metazoa; Chordata; Actinopteri; Cichliformes; Cichlidae. Gene Ontology annotation, molecular function: GTP binding. The record is from RefSeq and is a predicted model, not a curated record. The coding region runs from base 46 to 1053 and encodes 335 amino acids. The transcript has 2 exons.